AUGGCGCUACUAACGAGCCGUCGACCGCGUGCCAAGGCGCAGAAGACGCGGCAAAAUGACACGGAAGCCUCUACGACCAGCGAGACUGAGGACGAAAUGGACACUUUAAUCGCGGACAACGAGGAAGACUACGCAGACGACGUCGUGGCUGUAGGCGGCAAGCGACGCAUGAAGUCUUCGUCCACGCAGCUGUCCCAAAUGGACGCCCACAUCAAGACGGAGAUGGGCGUCGUGGAAGAAAUCUACUGCGAGAACUUCAUGUGCCACCGCAAGUUGCGCGUCUCCUUGUGUCCGCACAUUAACUUCAUCACAGGCGAAAACGGCAGCGGCAAGAGCGCCAUCAUCGCCGCUAUCCAGAUCUGUCUGGGCGCUAGUGCACGCAGCACUCAUCGAGGCAAGAGCAUCAAGAACCUCAUCCGCCACGGCCACGAAGGCAACGCGCUGGUGCGGAUCACACUGAGGAACGACGCGAAGGGCAGCGACGCCUUCCGUCCCGAUCAGUUCGGGCGUAAGAUUCAGGUCGAGAGACUCAUCCGUCGAGACGGAUCCGCCGAGUACCGACUCAAGGACGAGACGGGUGUGCUGGUGUCCAAGCUGAAAACGGACUUGGACGCGAUGCUGGAUCACCUGAACAUCCAGACGGAGAACCCGUGCGCCAUUCUGGAUCAGGAGAACGCCAAGCUGUUCCUGAAGGGCAAUCCACAGGACAAGUACAAGUUCUUUCUGCAGUCCACAGAUCUGUAUAAGAUGAGGACGACGUACUCGAAGAUUGACGAGGAGACGAGGAACAUCGCGGAGACGACGCUGAAGAGAGAGCGAGCCAAGAUCUCCACGUUGAAGGAGGUCAUGGAGGAGGCCAAGAAGCAGUGGAAGGAGGCCCAGAGUAUUGGGAAGCUGGAGGAAGAGUUUGAGGUGCUGAAGAAGGAGCUGGCGUGGUCGUUUGUGGCCGAGAAGGAGAACAUGGCUGCGAAGAUGGAGAAGAAGAUGAAGCGGAAGAAACGUGAUGCGGAACAUGCUGCUGGGGAGUACGAAGAGACAAAGGAGGCGGUGGACAAUCUGGAACGGAAGCAGAAGGAGAAGAACGACAAACUCGAGGAAGUCAACGCUCGAAUGAGCGAAAACAGCCAACGGAAGACCGAGGUGAAGAACCGGAUCCGUGAAGCUCGUCGGCCGUUGCACAACUGCAAGGCGGAGCUGAAGCACCUGACGCAGUCCAAACAGCGCGCCAACCAGCGACUUUCACGUUUGCAACAUGAUUUGCAGAAGAAGCGCGAGAACCACGAAGCCAUGCUGCACAACCGUCUGCAACGCAACGAUGAGAUGCGUGAACGUAUCGAGAUGAAGCGCGGAGAGGUGAACAAUGCAGAGCAGGAGGUCAACGAAGCCAAGGAUCGAGCACAGGCGCGUCCCCAGGAACUGGACGAAGUGGAGAAUCGUCACGAUAAUUGCGUCCGUCAGUUGCGUGAGGCCGACGCGGAGUCUGCUAAGACCCAGCACCGCAUGAAUCAGCUACGGAGUCAAAAGCGCGAUAGUCUGGCGGUGUAUGGCAGCAAGAUUCCGCAGUUGCAACAGCUCAUUCACCAGAAUCGCCACCGCUUCUCCGAGCCUCCCAUUGGACCUCUAGGUCUCCAUGUGAAGCUUCCUGAAAGGUUCAUGCACUUUGCUGUGGCUAUCGAGGUGGCGUUGAAGGGCACGCUAGGAAGCUACUUGGUGGUGAAUGGCCGAGACAAAGCGCUGCUGGAUGAUCUCAAGCGCCAAGCCCAUUGUCCGCAUAACCAAGCUAACAUUAUCAUAUCGCAGCGCAGUGGACGUCGGUACAGUAACCUGCGUCUUGGAGAGGGGAAAUUGGCAGCUCACGCGAUCUGCAACAUCCUCGAGGUGAACGACGACGAGGUUUUCAACGCUUUGGUGGAUGUCUGCAGCUCGGAGAGCAAAUUGCUGUUUGACGAUCGUCAGUCGGCGGAGCAAAGCGUGCUCAGUGGCUCCAGUGGUAACUUCAGAAUGGCUCGCUACGUGUCGGAGGUGUAUCUGCCGAACGGAGACAAGUUCGUUGUUCGUUCCGGUAAUUUGGCGUUCAUCGCCAACAAGGGGAAUCGACGCAGCUCCAUCAUCUGCCAAGACGUUGAGGGCGAGAUCACGGAGCUGGAGAAGAAGAUGGACUACUUGAAGGGCAAUCAGGAGGUGCUACGUCGCGAUGAGGCGCGACUGAGACGCAAUCGUGAGGACUUUCGACAUCAGAUGAAGCAGCAGAAUGACCGUAUUGACUACUUGUCGCGUCGAUUCAACCAGAAACGAGCAGAGCUGCGCAACCUGGAGGAGGAAUUGUCAGACGACAUGCAGCAGAACACUCUGGAUACGUCGGUGCUGGAGGACGAGGUCAGGUCUGUUCAGGACGAACUGGAGGAUUUCCGUCGUCGAGAGCAGGAGCUGAAUGAGGUUUUAUCCAAGUCGAAUCCAGAUUUGGAGGGCCAGCUGCAUGAAUUGGAAGAACUGGACGCGAUGGAGAAGAAGGUUGCGGCCGAAAUGAACGAGUUCCAGGAGGAUGCUGACGCAAUUUACAAGCAUCUUAGCGAGAUGAAGGUGCAGGAGAUGACGUACCAGAAAGAAGCAGCAGCAUUACGUGAGAUGGUGGUGCAGUGGGAGGACGAGCUGGCUGUUAUCCAAGAAGAAUGUGAGGAGCAGAGACAGAAGGCACAGCAGCAUUGUGAGCGAGUCGCUGUCCGACACUCACAUGAUUACUAUGGCAAGCGGCUAACAGACAUCAAGCGCCAGAUCGAUCGCGAACGUCGCCGGUUCCAAGGCAUGGAUCUCGCGGAACUGAGAGAUGAUUUGGAGUCGAAGAAACUCAAGUAUCGCAACAAGAAGAAGAACUUCGACAAGUUCAGGGACAAUCUGGAGCGUAUUCGCACAAUGUUGGAGGAACGCAAGCGCGUGUGGCAGAUUUUACGCAAGGAGAUCGCUCAUCGGACGUCCAUGGGGUUCAACAGGUACAUGGGUCUGAACAACUUCGCAGGCAAGCUCAGGUUCCGGCAUGACGACCAGCGACUCGAAAUCGCUGUGCUGCAGAACGAAGCGGGCGCCUCCCGAGCGUCGCAGGUGACAGAUAUGAAGGAGCUGUCGGGAGGCGAGCGGUCCUACACGCAAGUGUCACUGCUGCUAGCUCUCGGCGAGAGUAUCGAGUGUCCGUUCCGAGUGAUGGACGAGUUCGAUGUCUUCAUGGACGCAGUCAACAGAGACAUGACCAUCCAGCUACUCGUGAGAGCGGCCAAGAAGGACGGCAAGAAGCAGUUUAUCUUCGUGACUCCCAAUGAUCUCAGCAUGUUUGUUAUCGCAGUGCGUUGCGCCGUGAUCCGAUGGUGA
This is a messenger RNA of Phytophthora infestans T30-4, 3360 nucleotides long. RefSeq names its product structural maintenance of chromosomes protein 6, putative. Gene Ontology annotation, cellular component: nucleus; Smc5-Smc6 complex; site of double-strand break. Gene Ontology annotation, biological process: double-strand break repair via homologous recombination. The transcript has 3 exons. The record is from RefSeq and is a predicted model, not a curated record. Gene Ontology annotation, molecular function: damaged DNA binding; single-stranded DNA binding. Lineage: Eukaryota; Oomycota; Peronosporomycetes; Peronosporales; Peronosporaceae. Bases 1 to 3360 code for a protein of 1119 amino acids.